Messenger RNA from Cannabis sativa, 2868 nucleotides. RefSeq lists its product as uncharacterized. The transcript is spliced from 7 exons. Lineage: Eukaryota; Viridiplantae; Streptophyta; Magnoliopsida; Rosales; Cannabaceae. The record is from RefSeq and is a predicted model, not a curated record. The coding region runs from base 1 to 2868 and encodes 955 amino acids.
AUGGCAUCAGAACAUAAGGAUUGUGAUGGAAGAAUUCGAUGUCCUUGUGUGAGAUGUAUAAAUAGUAGGUUUGAAAAAAUAGAUAGGGUUAGAGCACACGUAUUUGAUCGAGGUUUCAUGCAAGGAUAUGAGAAGUGGAUUUAUCACGGCGAGCCUGAGGAUGUUGUCGAUGAUGUAGCAGUUGCCGAUGUUGAAUUAGAGGAUGAAAUGACUACUAUUCUAGAAGAAUUCUUUCCCCCAACAACAGAGGAUGUACAAGGAGAAGAUGAACAACCAACCACAAACCCUCAUUUUGAUGACUUAUUUGAGGAAAUUGAAGCUGAAUUGUAUCCCGGUUGUGAUUGGAUUUUGUCUCUCAACUUUUUAGCAAAGCUAUUGCAUUUAAAAGUUAGAGGAAAAAUUCCUAAUAACAUCUUUGAAGAAUUUUUGAAGCUUUUAAAGUUUGCAUUUCCGAAGGAAAAUAAUAUUCCAGCAACUUACUACGAGGCAAAAAAGAGAUUGAAGAAAUUAGGCUUGGGUUAUGACUCUAUCCAUGUCUAUUUGUAUAAUUGUUGCCUAUUUUAUAAGGAGAAUGCAUCCAAGGAGGCUUGUCCAGUUUGCGGAACUAGUCGUUGGGUUACUUCCGAGAACGGCAAAGCAAAAAAAGUUCCUUGCAAAGUCAUGCGAUACUUUCCGUUGACACCUCGACUUAAAAGAUUAUAUAGUUCGAGGAUUACAGCGAAGAGCAUGAUAUGGCAUCAUACUGGAAAAUCAAAAGAUGAUGGGGUGUUGCGACACCCGGUCGAUGGUUUAGCUUGGAAAGACUUUGAUGUAAAACAUCCCGAGUUUGCAAGGGACCCAAGAAAUGUUCGACUUGGGUUAGCUGCUGAUGGAUUUAAUCCAUUUGGCAACAUGAGUCUUCCAUACAGCAUGUGGCCAGUGGUGUUGGCUAACUAUAAUCUACCACCUUGGUUAUGUAUCAAAGAUAAUUAUUUUUUGCUAUCUACCCUAAUUCCUGGUGCAAAAUCUCCUGGCAAAGACAUGGAUAUAUUUUUAAGACCUUCGGUGGAUGAAUUAAAGGAGUUGUGGAAUAAUGGGGUACCAACGAGAGAUAGUUCGACCAACUCGAUGUUCACCAUGCGUGCUGCACUUUUGUGGACAGUGAAUGAUUUUGCUGCUCGUAGUAGCUUGUCUGGGUGGAGUGGUCAAGGUUAUAAAGCUUGCCCUACUUGUAAUGAAGACACGAGGUCCAUUCGAGUGAUCGGGAAGACAUCAUAUGUUGGUCAUAGAAGGUUCUUGCCAAGUAACCAUGCAAUGAGAAGGGAUACUCGAUUUGAUGGUAAAGUUGAAAGAAGACCUCCUCCAAGACGAUUUACUUGUGAAGAGAUAUUAUCACAAGUUAAUAAUCUCGAACCCCAAAUUCACGGACAUCAUGAAAAUUUUGGGGGCGUGAAACGUAGAAGAGUUGCAGAAACUUGUAAUUGGAGGAAAAAAAGUAUUUUCUACGAGUUGGAGUAUUGGAGCACGAAUAUUUUAAAACACAACAUUGAUGUCAUGCAUGUUGAGAAGAAUGUGUGUGAUAGUCUCCUAGGAACCAUCUUGGAUAAUGAUAAAUCAAAGGACACAACCAAUGCGCGACAUGAUUUAAAGAAGAUGGGUAUUAGGGAAUCGUUGUGGAUUUAUGAAGAUGGGAAUGGCAGGCUAAUGAAACCGCAUGCUCCUUAUGUUUUGACUCAUGAGUCUAACAUUAUUGUGUUAAAAUCCCACGAUUGUCAUGUCAUUAUGCAGCGAGUACUAGCGGUUGGUGUCCGUAAAUUUCUACCUCGUGAAACUGCAACAACUAUUACUCAGCUGUCUUUUUUUGACAUAAUGAUACAUUUGGUAUUGCAUUUGCCUGAAGAAGCGAUAUUGGGUGGCCCGUUCUUUAUGAGAUGGAUGUAUCCUAUUGAAAGGUACAUGAAUAAAUUGAAGACUUAUGUAGGAAACAAGGCACGUCCUGAAGGGUCAAUUGCAGAAGGUUAUGUUGCUGAUGAGGCAGUAACCUUUUGUUCAAUCGGAAUUAUCAAGCCUCUUGAUCAUAUCGGUCGUGAAAAAGCUGAGUGGUACAUUCUUCAAAAUUCUCCUGAAAUCCAAGCUUACUUAGAUGAACAUUUGGCCAAGAUCAGGCAUGAAUAUCCUAAUGGUAAUCACGAUGUCUUGCAUAGGCAAACUUUCCGUCCGUGGUUUCAUAAGAAGAUAUAUGAGUUGCAGAAGCUUGGAACUUUACAAAAUGGUGAUGAGUUACUCGCUCUAGCUUCUGGGUCCGAUUACUUAGCAACAUUUUACGAAGGGUUGAAUUACUACGGCACACUUGAAGAUGUAAUCACUAUAUCUUAUACUGGUGCAUAUACAGUGACAUUGUUUGAAUGUAAAUGGUAUAACACUAAUCCAUUAAGAAAGAAGACAAUCACUGAAAAUAAUAUAACCAGUAUAAAUACUCGUGGAUAUUGGUAUCAAGAUGAACCGUACAUCCUUGCUAACCAGGUGAAGCAAGUUUUCUAUCUUGAAGAUCCACUCAGAGGUCGCGAUUGGAAGGUUGUUGAAGAUAUUAGCCAUCGACAAAUUUGGGACAUUAAUGACAAUGAAGAUGAGACUGAUGUUGAUGUUGUUAGUGAUUCUAACUCUUCCAAUUUUUUGUUGACAGUUGAUCUUGGAGAGUUGAUUAUGCAAUCGAAUGAACCUCCAGUAAUUGUUGAAUCGUCCGAUCAGUUAGUGGAUUCUGAGAUAGAGAAUAAUGAAGUUGAUGAAAAUUAUGUGGCUGAAGAAGUAGAUGAUUUACUAGUUGAACAUGUGGAGGAUGAAAAUGUAAACUUGGUGAAUGAUGGAAAUGAUAGUGAUUCGUCAGUGUAA